GAUGGAAGAACUCUCUAUUCGGACUGUCCGUAGGCGGAGUUUGUUGAAGGUGCGCAGAAACAAGUUUCGCCGAACAUGGUCUUACCAAGAUUUCCCAACUGAUGCCGUUCGCAUCGACAAUUACUCUAAUGGAAUUGCUGAUACUGAUUUUUCGGGUGCGGAAAAAAUAGAGCCGAAGUUACCACAAACACCUGCCAAAAAGACAAGGCAUCACAAGAAAAAAACAACCUAUAUCUUACGGUGUAUCGAUCUCGGCAAGGAAGCUCUGGGAGAAGAUGGUUAUGAUGCUGCUGUGGAAAAUGAUACAUCAGAUGAUGAACUUGACUCUAAAUCUGAAUAUUAUAACAAUUUUGUUGGUGAUGCAGAGCUUCAGGGUUUAAAGGUUGCAUUGAUUCCCAAAUAUCGGCACCGGAAACCUCCAAGCCGACGAUGUAUUGAUCUCGUGAAGGAAGCACUAGGGGAUGAUGUUAGGGGAGAAAGUGAUACAUCUGAUAAUGUGCUUGAUGCUGACGUGGAAAAAGAUCACUAUUUGUAUUAUACAAAUUCGAUUGGUGAUGCUGAGGGCUUGAAGGCUGCAUUGCUUUCUAAACAUGAGCUUGGGAUUCCUGAUCACCGAGAGUGUAGCGAUGGAUUUAAGCGACGGUUCAGAGAG
Molecule: messenger RNA, 652 nt
Organism: Striga hermonthica
Lineage: Eukaryota; Viridiplantae; Streptophyta; Magnoliopsida; Lamiales; Orobanchaceae
Source: the annotation of a GenBank genome assembly